This is a messenger RNA of Bombyx mandarina (wild silkworm), 2836 nucleotides long. It is a transcript of the gene Cdc42, whose product is annotated as Cell division cycle 42. Gene Ontology annotation, molecular function: GTP binding; GTPase activity. Gene Ontology annotation, biological process: small GTPase-mediated signal transduction. The record is from RefSeq and is a predicted model, not a curated record. NCBI's taxonomy places the organism in Eukaryota, Metazoa, Arthropoda, Insecta, Lepidoptera, Bombycidae.
CACACCGUCAAUGACCCAACCCGCUACUUGGAGACUGUAACAUUCAACAUUUCCUAUUUACAACGUGGUGUUAUUGUAUUCAUUUGAAAUAUUUAUUAUCUUCGUAAUUAGAUGGCUGCAGCAGUAAGUGCUGGUCGAUUUUGACAGAUCAAAUACAUUGUGAACCAAGCUUAGACAGAUGAAACUUUCUAUCAGAGUUUGCUAUGAACCAAAUAGUCCCUAUAAUAAAAGAAAAUUUGGUGUACAAAUUGUGAAGAAACAACUAAUUGUUUAAAGAUGCAGACAAUAAAAUGUGUUGUUGUGGGUGAUGGUGCUGUUGGUAAAACAUGUCUUCUGAUCAGCUAUACAACUAACAAAUUUCCAUCAGAGUAUGUUCCAACUGUAUUUGAUAACUACGCAGUCACUGUCAUGAUUGGAGGUGAACCUUACACUCUAGGUCUUUUUGAUACUGCAGGUCAGGAAGAUUAUGACAGGCUAAGACCACUGAGUUAUCCUCAAACAGAUGUUUUCCUUGUAUGCUUCAGUGUUGUGAGCCCUAGUUCAUUUGAAAAUGUAAAGGAAAAGUGGGUCCCUGAAAUAACUCAUCAUCAACAGAAGACACCGUUUUUGUUGGUUGGGACGCAAAUAGACUUGCGCGAUGAUUCGGCUACAAUGGAGAAACUUGCUAAAAUAAAACAGAAGCCGGUUUCAUUGGAACAGGGAGAGAAAUUGGCAAAAGAGCUUAAGGCUGUCAAAUAUGUAGAAUGCUCAGCGCUUACCCAGAAAGGCUUAAAGAACGUGUUCGACGAGGCUAUACUUGCUGCACUGGAGCCUCCGGAACCAGCAAAGAAAAAGAAGUGUGUCCUUUUGUAAGAAGUUAAACGACCUCGCCCUACCCGCCGUUCACCUGCAUGGGCAACGCUGUAAUAUUCAACAUAUUUUUAUAAUAUAUCUAUAAUAAUACCAAUAUUAUGCCAUAAUCAUUAAAAAAAGAAUAUUACAGAGUAUUGGAAUAUUUGCCACCAAGUAUGUAAACUGUACAGGUUGUCAGUUUUCCAUUCAUUAUUAUUAUUAUAACAAUUAAUUAAAUACUAAAGACGAUUUUUAUAGAAUUGUCUUUUGUAAAAAUUACUUUUAUUUAUACCAAUUAUAAAGUCAUGUGUACCUAUGUUUAUGCAAUUAUUAUGAAGACUUCAGUGGAUAGUCAAGUGUCGUGUAUAAACCUUUUCCUACAUUGUACUAGAAAGGCAGACAUUAUUAACUAUGUAACUUAUGACAUGUUCUGCCUAUGUAGACCAAUCACUGUAAUGAGAUAUUUGCACAACAUUUGCUAUGCACAGUGCGAACUAUGCAUUUUUGUUAGUAUUAUGCUAUUUGAAUAAUAUAUGUGUAAAUGAUUGAAAUUGCUAUUAAUUGAAACGCCUGUCUUGGCUGACAGCCGUCCAUAUUAUGCGUUUAAUUUUAUAAGUUUGGUAUGUUUACAUAAACAUAUUAAAACAAGCUUGUCAGGUGAACUAACCAUGUAAACUAGAAUUUUAUUUUUUUGGUCAUUUGGACCAUUUCAACUGCAAUUAUAAAAUAUAUUAUAAUCAUAAAUAUACAGAUACAGAGUACUAGUAUUUUAUACUGAAAUAUAUAUAUUCACUUUAUACAAUAUUUUAUCUUUUAAUUUAACAAAGUCUAUAUUGUUAGUUUCAGUUCAUAAUGUGGAGUGCAAUUUGUAGUAAACGCCGCAAUAAAUAUAUUCAUGUUUUUUAAUACAUUAUAUUGUGAGAAUCUCUCACUAUCAUGUUACAAGAGAUCUCUGAACUGUGGUUUCUUGAAUGAGCAAUAUGAAUAUACUAAUCAAUAUAAAAUACAUUUAACCACUUGUCAAAUCAAGAGUAUUACGUUUGAAGGUGAAAUUCUCACAGAUAAAAUAAUAAUAUUAUUAAAUAUUUGUAAAAGUCCCUGAAUGCCAAUUCAUAGAAUUUAAAUGUGAGCACACGGACUUAUUAAUAUGAAAUUAAAUGCACUGUGUAAUACUCAAUGGAAGACGCUAAUAUAAAAACCAAAUAAUAACAUUUGGAGGAAUCACUCAUCCGUACCAGGUGCAAACAACAGUAUUUUGACAUAAAAGUAUUUUGGCGCUAAGAUCAUUAAAAUUUAUCAUUUCAUUAAAUAAUCAAUUCGCAUAUUCAUAUGGCACCAAAUAUCUGAUAAUUGUAAACAUGAUUUUCAAUAUAGUCGUAUUUAUUUUCCACUCUAUUUUCAAUUCAGAAUUCAUUUCUAAAACAUUGUCAUAAAUGUCUACUGAAAAUGUAUUUACUGAAUAUUAUUGUGUCAGUAACUAGUUAUGUAUAGGUGUAUAUUGAGAAGUAAAUAAAUUUAAGAUCAAAUUAUUCUCCUUAUUUUACACCAACUUUACCUUGGACUUAAUAUUAUCAGCAUAAAGGAAUAUUUUGAUUGUUUUACUGAAUUUCGUUAAGAGCAAUAUUUAGAUACUUAAACUUGUAUGUAGUUAAUGGAAUUACAUCUUCUUAAAUAUGUAAAAUGUAUCCACCGAUUUUUUAUCUAAAAGAAAAUUAAAAAUUCUCUUAAUCGAAAAUCAAUAAAAACAACGCUCUUGAUAGCAACAAAAUGUAAACUGUAAUGAUUUUUUUCAUGGAUGUUUAAGAUAUAUAAUUAUUUCAAGUGUGGUGAUUUAUAUAAAUUUGAAAAUAUUGCAAAUAAGUAUAAAUCUAGAAUUCAUGUCCUUAAUACUGUAUCGACAUUAUAUGAGCUGGUAUGUGUUAGAUGUGUGUUAACUAUUUCAAAAGUCAUGAGAAAUAGCGCAUAUGUAAUGCUACAAUUUGAUUCAAUUAAAGGAUUUUUUUAA